Phytophthora sojae is the source of this 1101-nucleotide messenger RNA. RefSeq lists its product as hypothetical. Gene Ontology annotation, biological process: regulation of angiogenesis. The transcript is spliced from 5 exons. The record is from RefSeq and is a predicted model, not a curated record. NCBI's taxonomy places the organism in Eukaryota, Oomycota, Peronosporomycetes, Peronosporales, Peronosporaceae. Bases 1 to 1101 code for a protein of 366 amino acids. Gene Ontology annotation, cellular component: cytoplasm.
AUGGCGGCAAUCUCGAGCGAGGAGCUGCAGGAUGCAUGGCAGAAGGUGAAGGCCAUGACAAUUCUUCCCGAGCCCCCUGAGCCGAAGCUCCCUUCGUUUGGCCCAAAGGUGUCGAUGAAGACCAGGCUGCAUGCUAUCCAGAAUCUCAUCAACUCUCUUGAGUACAACUACACUGGGACACUGUACUUUGACGUGAACAAGAACCGCAGCUUCAAGAGCAUCGCGAAUACCGCGAAAGAGAUUAUCAAGGAGGCUCUGCCUAUCCAGUGCCUCGAAGCAGUGUUCUUGGGAGCGUACCUGACGGCUGGCUUCCAAAACCUUGACCGCUUCCCGAUUAGCUUCAAGACGACGGCUGGAACCUCAACGCACCGCCACAUUGUGCUGGGUAUCCGUCACCAGCAGCAGAAGUGGGGAGCGUUGGGUCUUAGUCGGUGUGACAAACUGAUGAACAAGGAAUUGAAGUUCGACUCGCUGAGCGACCUGGUGCUGGAUUACUGUCGUGAAUACCAAAACGUCUACCACAAGGUCGUACUCAAUCUUCCUGUUGAUACAAACAAUUGGGCUGAAGUUGCCAAGCACCUCGACAGUUUUGCCAAGGAUGCGGCAGAAAUCGAUAGCUUCAAGAAGGCAAAGGGUGAACUCCCCGCGUGGUUUGGAACUAAAUACGCGCUGAACGCCCCUGAUGCCGAGGUCGGCGGCAUUCGCUCGCCUCGGCGUUUCAACUCGUUCUCUGAUGACUUCGGGGAGUUUGAGGAGGAAGAGCAGACCCAAGAGCCUGCACCCGCUCCCUUGCCGACUCCAACUCCAAGAGCUAAACCGAUUGUGGUGACACCAGAUGAAUUCGUUUUCAAGAAGCCGUCGUCGCCUGCUCUACCAGCGCCACCGACGAACAUAUUCCUGCAAAAUACAACCUCGUCUCCGUUUUUGAUUGAGAUAGAGGACAACUCCGGACUCCUAGAGAUCAUCACCAAGACGCCUUCGGCAAUGCCGCAAGAGAAGACGCAGCAAAUGGAAGAGCGGGACGAACCAAACCUGGAUGCCAAUCCUACGAGGGCCACUGCGACGUUCCAGAUUUCAGCAGUAAGUCUGUUUCCACGCUAG